Messenger RNA from Diaporthe batatas, 1125 nucleotides. RefSeq lists its product as uncharacterized. Gene Ontology annotation, biological process: translational initiation. Lineage: Eukaryota; Fungi; Ascomycota; Sordariomycetes; Diaporthales; Diaporthaceae. Gene Ontology annotation, molecular function: protein-folding chaperone binding. The transcript is spliced from 3 exons. Gene Ontology annotation, cellular component: cytosol. The coding region runs from base 1 to 1125 and encodes 374 amino acids. The record is from RefSeq and is a predicted model, not a curated record.
AUGGUUAAGGAAACAAAGCUGUACGACCAGCUGGGGGUCAAGCCCGAGGCGACCCAGGACGAGAUCAAGAAGGGUUAUCGCAAAGCUGCCUUGAAAUACCACCCAGACAAGAACAAGGACAACCCCGACGCCGCCGAGAAGUUCAAGGAGUGCUCACAGGCUUACGAAAUCCUCUCUGAUCCAGAGAAGCGCAAAGUCUAUGACCAGUACGGCCUCGAAUUCCUGCUGCGCGGCGGCGCCCCACCAUCAGAAGGAGGCGGGGGCAACCCCUUCGCCGGCGGUGGUGUACCACCAGGCUUCGCGGGCUUCGACUUCGGUGGCCCCGGCGGCGGCGGUGGUGCAAAGACGUUUCACUUUAGCACAAACGGAGGCGGCCCGGGCGGAUUUAAUUUCUCCAAUCCGGACUCCAUCUUUGCCGAGUUCAUGCGGAGUGGAGCUGCCGGCGGUGGAGGCGGUGACGACGACUUCGGCGAUCUUUUCGGUGCCUUUGGCGGCGGCGGUCCACGAGUCAGGGCCGGCGGCCCUCGCAUGAGGACCAGCUUCCCUGAUGCCGGUAUGGGCGGCGGCCGCAGCGCACGACAGCCAACACCAGAGGUAACCACGGUGGAGCGUCCGCUGCCCGUGUCUCUGGAGGACAUGUACAAGGGAGUGGAGAAGAAGAUGAAAAUCAAGGCUAAGAAGUUUGAUGAAAACGGCAAGCGGACCACGACUGAUCAGAUGCUCACUGUGCCCAUCAAGCCUGGCCUGAAGAAGGGCAGCAAGAUCCGCUUCAAGGGCGUGGGGGACCAGGAAGAGGGCGGUCAGCAGGACCUGUGCUUCGUUAUCGAGGAGAAACCACAUCCGAUCUACACUCGCGACGGCGACGACCUCAGCAUGAGCGUCGACCUCGAGCUGAAGGAGGCCCUGACCGGCUGGAAACGCACCGUGACUACCAUUGACGGGCGGCAGCUCAGCCUUGACAAGUCAGGCCCCACGCAGCCAGGUUCCCAGGACGUCUACCCGGGCCAGGGCAUGCCCAUCUCGAAGAAGCCUGGCCAGAGGGGCAACUUCAUCAUCAAGUACAACGUCAAGUUCCCAACCUCAUUGACCGCACAGCAGAAGCAAGCUCUCAAGGAGAUCCUAUAA